Messenger RNA from Coccinella septempunctata (seven-spotted ladybird), 1164 nucleotides. RefSeq lists its product as uncharacterized. The transcript has a single exon. The coding region runs from base 1 to 1164 and encodes 387 amino acids. NCBI's taxonomy places the organism in Eukaryota, Metazoa, Arthropoda, Insecta, Coleoptera, Coccinellidae. The record is from RefSeq and is a predicted model, not a curated record.
AUGGUCUUGCAUAUAUCCGCAUAUACUAACAUUCCAAAGAAGAUAUUUCUAGAAAUGAUCGAGUUUUAUUUCGAUUCGAGUUACUUCAGUUUUGGAGGUAACAUAUAUUUACAGCUAGACGGAAGUGCCACGGGCAACCCUCUUAGCCCAAUUCUAGCAGAGAUAGCAAUGGAUGAGUUGGGGUCUUCGGUGUUGACGAACUUACCUUUUGUUCUUCCCUUCUUCUGGUUAUACGUGGAUGAUUCGAUCACAGCAGUGCCCGAGGACGAAUUCGAUACCAUCCUAGAUUACUUCAAUGCAUUCAACCCAAAACUUCAGUUUACCAUGGAGACGGAAAGAGAUAAUAAACUGGCCUUUCUAGAUGUUGAAGUACAUAGAAAAGAGUGUGGAACCCUACUUACGAAUUGGUUCACCAAGCCAACUAGCUCGGGCAGAAUUAUAAACCACCACUCCUACAACCCUAUUGGCCAUAAGUUGAGUACUGUUAAGGGUUUACUUCACAGAGUGAUGAACCUCAGUCACCAUACCUUUCAUGACUCCAAUUUGAGAACUAUUAAAAACAUUCUCAAGGUGAACAAUUACCCGAAUACUUUCGUGAAUAAAUGCAUAAAUUCUUACCUCAGACAACAUAGGGCCUUAAACAAUUCAGAAAAGCCUCUGUGUAAGUUAUAUAAGUUUCCUUUCAUUGAUGGGCUAUCACAGAGAAUAAGUACAGUGUUUGACAGCAAUACCAAAUUGGCCUUUUACAAUGUCAGAUCCAACAAGUGUUUAUACACGCGUUUGAAAGAUCCCACACCGUUACUAUCGUUGUCAGACGUAAUAUAUAAGAUACCAUGUUCUUGUGGGAAAUCAUAUAUUGGCCAGACCAAACAGUACCUAAAGUCACGGAUAAGCCAACAUACCAACGAUUGUAAAAACCAGAAUCAGAAUAAACCAAACAAAACAGCGUUAGCUUCACACCAUUUUGAAACUGGACACUCUUUUAUAUUCGAAGAUGUCACAGUGUUAGAUCGGGAGGCCAAUUGGUUUAAACGCAACGUGGGGGAGAUGAUCCAAAUAAACUUGGCCGACACUGUCAACCUAAGAAGUGACAGCGCUAAUCAUAGCAUUAUAUAUAGCAACAUACUAAAUAUGUACGCCCGACAAAAUAUUAAAUUCAGGUAA